Molecule: messenger RNA, 1803 nt
Organism: Aspergillus glaucus CBS 516.65
Lineage: Eukaryota; Fungi; Ascomycota; Eurotiomycetes; Eurotiales; Aspergillaceae
Exons: 3
Coding region: 293-1516 (407 amino acids)
Source: RefSeq, a predicted model, not a curated record
GCCUUGUUUUUGUCUCCACGGGCAACGACGCCGCUGGGAAAGAAAACACCCUCCCAAAAGUCCAGGACCUUCUUUGACUGUACUUCAGACAAUGCACUCCAGCUCCAGCACACUGGCCACCGAAAAACGCCACUAACUAUUGCAAUUAAUAUUUCGACCCGUUCCCACUCCGACGCCUUCGAGUCCACGCCCAGAGACAUUCGAUCCAUUAUUUACGAUUCCCUCCCCUCAAAGCGAGCCCACCGAUACGCUAAGUCACGAUCGCCCAUUCCCGUUUGUUCGAUAACCCACCAUGCUGGCUGUGCGAGACCAGGAGAAUUUGGUGCAUGCCCACCAGACCGUGGCAGCUGGAAAACCGUUGAAUCAAGGCACAAAGACUCCCGGCGCACGAGCUCCCAAGACCCCGUUCAAGGUCCCGCUGAACGACGAGAAUGGGCCGUUGGCUUUUGGAAAGAAGACUGUGAAGGCGACUGGAAAAGGGAAUGAAAACUUGAAGCCGGCCAAGGAUGCGUUUGUUACUCCUCUGCCAGAGAACCGUCAACGAGCGCCGCUGGGUAUGAAAACGACUAAUGCCAAGGCAAAGACCCCAGCUCCUAUUGGCACGAGCAAGCCCGAGAGGACCAACAGGAGAACGUCGACGCAGAAAGUGAAGAAGAUUGCUCCCUUCGUACAGCAAAGUGAGCCUGAGACAGCGGCAAAGUCGAUCCAGGAUGAUGUGCCGGAUAUCGAAUACAUGCCACCCAAGCCUAAAGAGCUCCCGGACCUCCCGGACGACAUUAAAUACGACACCACUUUCCCUCAGUUCAGACCGGAGAACCUCGCGCGUGGAUUGGAGAGCACCUACGGAAACAACGAAGUUGGAAGCGACGGACUUACCAAGCGGGAACGAAAGUACAAGGAAGCUUCGAUCGCCCAGGACAAGAUGAUGGACGAAAUGAUUCUCAAGCAAAUCGACAGUAUUGGGUUUGAGGAAGCCAACGAAAUGGAGCCCAUGAAGGAGGCAUCGAAACGCCGCAUUGAACCCCGUCGAGUGAAGGUCCCUACCCCAAAAGUCAAAUACAGCAACGUUUCGACUCUACGAGCCCGGGAUGCAGCGGCAGCGUUGUCAGCCCCCGAACCUUCGGGCCCACGAACCAGAGCUGCGUCCCGACCCCGAAUCAGUUCGUCCAUUCAUACGAGAAAACCCAGGGCUCCUGCAAAUCCGUCUUCUAUGCGCCAUAGUGCUGCUGUCGCAAACUCCAAGACCACCGUUGGCUACUCCAAAGGCAGAGAAGUCUCCACCAGACUGCAUGGUAAGCCGUCGACUACUGCGAAACAGCCAGCACCCAAGAACAUCUUGUCCCCCGAUACGUAUAUGCAGCUCUACGGAACGCCGCCUUUCGGAUCGGAGAUGUGGCUUCGCUGCAAGGCUGUCGGUUGCUUCGACGAUGAACAGAGUCAGGCGGAAACCAUCCCGGAACCCCUUCCUACCUUCGGCGAGGAUGACGAGGCGCUCAACUUCCAGUUAGCUCUAUGAGCGAGCGACAAAACUUUUUAUGGCAUUCUAGGCGAAUUUGGAUCGGUAUCCUUUUUUUACAUUGUUCUUCUGGUUUUUCCAGUUUAUGGUUUGGGUGGUAAUUAUGCGUGUCGACAGGACAGGACUUAUGGCGUUUAUCUGUUUUUGACAAAUGAUUAUUGGUUUAUGAUCUUCAUCAAGGGAAAUUUGUGUAUCACUAUUUUGGUAUCAGCAUGGCGAACGAUAACUACUACGUAUUAGGUAUGAGUGAGCAGUCAAUUAUAUUUCACGGACAAUUUGUUGUGGAG